Messenger RNA from Asparagus officinalis (garden asparagus), 3454 nucleotides. RefSeq names its product probable starch synthase 4, chloroplastic/amyloplastic. The coding region runs from base 114 to 3125 and encodes 1003 amino acids. Gene Ontology annotation, molecular function: alpha-1,4-glucan glucosyltransferase (UDP-glucose donor) activity. The transcript is spliced from 16 exons. The record is from RefSeq and is a predicted model, not a curated record. NCBI's taxonomy places the organism in Eukaryota, Viridiplantae, Streptophyta, Magnoliopsida, Asparagales, Asparagaceae.
GGGUCGGCGUUAGCCUCCGAGCUCUCUUUCAAUGGCGAUGGACUCUUUCUCGGCUUGUCCUCGCCGCCGUCAGCCAUUUCCCGAGCUCCUGCAACCUCACCGCUAGCCUGCCGAUGCACCGGAGACGCUCGCCGUCCGUCGCCGUUUCUUGCAAGAUGCGCCCUCGGAAACUCCGUUCCCAACAAAAGAGACAGCGAACUAAAAACGUUUCUCCUAAACGCUUGCCACUGAAAAUGAAUUUUCAGUCCCAUGUUGAUGAAAGGGAAGAAAUUCAAAAAGUUACCAGGGAUAGUAUCAUAGAUGCUUCUGUGGACACUUUAUCGAGUUCUGUUGCUGAUACCAGUUCCAUUACCAAGACAGACGACACACUAACUUCUGCAGGGGAAAACAUUAUUCCGAUCAAGAAUACUGAUGAAGCUGGAGGACAUGAUGGAGGAAUGCAACAACAUGAUGGAAGAGUCGGGCGACAGAAGUUUCAAAAUGUUCAUCUUGAAGAUCUGAUAGACAUGAUAAAGAAUGCUGAAAACAAUAUUUUGCUUCUUAAUCAAGCUCGUGUUCGUGCAUUGGAGGACCUUGACAAGAUUAUUUCUGAAAAGGAGGCUUUGCAAGCAGAAAUUAAUGCCCUUGAGAUGAAGUUGGCAGAAACUGAUGCACGAAUUAGAGUUGCAGCUCAGGAAAAGAUAAAGGUUGAAUUUCUUGAAAACCAGCUCGAGAAAUUGAAGACUGAAAUGGCUUCAAGGAGUUCAAUUGACAUACAAAAUAUUAGUGAAUAUGAGAAUGCCUUUAAUAUCCAGAAUUCUAAAUUUUUGCAAGCAGAUAUUGAUGCUUCACCACUUGACGAGGACCUUAGUUCCUUAAGGAAAGAAAAUAUGUUACUUAUGAAAGAUAUACAAACUCUUAAGUCUAAACUUAGUUUCCUUGAGCAGACUGAGGAGCGCCUGCUGGUACUAGAGAAAGAAAAAUCUUUACUGGAAGAUGCAAUUGAGGACCUGGAGUUUAGACUUUCAGUUGCUCAGAAAGAUGUUUCAGAACUUACCAAAGUGAAAACUGAAUGUAGAACCUUAUGGGAGAAGGUGGAAAAUUUGCAGGAAUUGCUUGAUAAUGCAACCGAGCAAGCAAAUCAGGCCGUUAAGAUUUUGGAAAAAAAUCAUGAGCUCCGGAGGAAAGUGGAGGAAUUAGAAGCUGCUUUGGAACAUGUAAAUGCAUCAAAAGUAUCUUCUAAUAAGUCUGAACAAUAUAAUGAGCGCUUGCAUCAAAAAAUUAAACUAUUAGAGGAGCGCCUUAAAAUGUCAGAGCAAGAAAUACAGUCUCAUGUCCAGUUGUAUCGAGAAUCAGUUAAAGAAUUUGAAAGUACGCUUAACAAGUUGGAAGAAAGAGACAAGAGAGAAGAUCUUGGACAACCUGCAGAUGACAUGCCUUGGGAGUUCUGGAGUCGUGUGUUACUCUCAAUUGAUGGCUGGCUGCUUGAGAAGAAAAUCUCCUCGGAUGAUGCUAAGUUGCUGAGAGAAAUGGCAUGGAAGAGGGACGGGCGAAUUCGUGAUACUUACUUGGCUUGCAAGGGAAUGCAUGACCAGGAAGCUGUGGGAAUGUUCCUCAAAUUAGUGUCGUCACCGACAAGGCGAGGCUUGAAUAUUGUUCAUAUAGCAGCUGAGAUGGCUCCGGUUGCAAAGGUUGGUGGCCUAGGGGAUGUUGUAUCUGGUCUCAGCAAAGCUCUUCAGAGGAAGGGACAUCUAGUGGAGAUUGUUCUUCCUAAAUAUGAUUGCAUGGAAUAUGAACGUAUUACUGAUUUGAAGGCUCUGGAUGUUGACAUACAGUCCUACUUUGAUGGGCAGUUAUUCAAAAAUAAAAUUUGGGUUGGGACUGUUGAAGGUCUUCCUGUAUAUUUUAUCGAACCACAUCAUCCAGCUAAGUUAUUUUGGAGAGGACAAUUAUAUGGCGAGCAUGAUGAUUUUAAGCGUUUCUCAUUCUUCAGUCGUGCAGCCCUUGAAUUGCUUUAUCAAGCUGGGAAGAGACCUGAUAUAAUCCACUGUCAUGACUGGCAGACAGCUUUUGUUGCACCACUUUACUGGGAGAUAUAUUCGACCAGAGGCCUUAAUUCAGCUAGAAUAUGCUUCACCUGUCACAAUUUUGAGUAUCAGGGAACAACAUCAGCAUCAGAGUUGUCAUCCUGUGGUCUUGAUGUCCACCAUCUAAAGAGACCAGACAGGAUGCAGGACAAUUCAGCCCAUGACAGAAUUAAUCCUACAAAAGGUGCUAUUGUGUACUCUAACAUUGUCACAACCGUAUCACCAACUUAUGCUCAGGAAGUGCGCACUGCAGAGGGUGGACACGGUCUCCAUGAAACGCUGAAUACUCAUGCUAAAAAAUUUGUUGGAAUUCUAAAUGGAAUUGAUACAGAUGCGUGGAAUCCUUCUACUGAUGAUUUUCUUAGGUUCCAGUAUAAUGCUGAUGAUCUCAAGGGUAAAGCAGACAAUAAAGAUUCUUUAAGAAAGCUACUUAAGCUGUCUUCUUCUGAACCUUCCCAACCAAUGGUUGGUUGCAUCACAAGGCUGGUACCCCAGAAGGGUGUGCAUCUAAUUAGGCAUGCAAUAUAUCGAACAUUGGAGCUGGGAGGACAAUUUUUACUCCUAGGUUCAAGUCCAGUGCCACACAUCCAGAGAGAAUUUGAGGGCAUUGCUAAACAAUUUCAGAGCCAUCCUGAUGUCCGAUUGUUGCUGAAGUAUGAUGAAGCUCUUUCGCACUCAAUCUAUGCAGCUUGUGAUAUGUUCAUCGUUCCAUCAAUUUUUGAGCCAUGCGGUCUUACUCAGAUGAUAGCUAUGAGAUAUGGCGCUGUUCCCAUUGUGAGAAGAACUGGUGGUUUGAAUGACACUGUUUUUGACGUUGAUGAUGAUACAAUUCCUUUCCAAUACCGCAAUGGCUUCACAUUUUUGACACCGAAUGAGGAGGGAUUAAAUGGUGCAAUGGAACGAGCAUUCGACUGCUAUAAGAACAGGUCUGAAAUCUGGCAACAAUUUGUCCAGAAGGUAAUGAGAAUAGAUUUCAGUUGGGAUUCUUCAGCUGAACAGUAUGAAGAAUUAUAUCAGAAGGCUGUAGCUAGAGCAAGGGCAGCUGCAACUCGUGUAUAAAUUGUUACAUUUCUCUGCACCAUACUAAGAAUUCAACAUAAGCAAAUGUCUGCUUCUUACCGUUAAAGAUGGGUUGCAUCAGGACUGUAGCUACCGAUUUUUGACGGAUGGCUUCAGCUGAAAUUUUCUUUGAGAGGUACAGAUACUAGUUAGCUACUUUCUAGAUAAGAAUGUUAAAAAAGGAAUUAUAGAUACAAAUACUUGAUUUUAGUAAUGAAAGUUUCCAUUCAUUCAUUUGUACAGAAUAUCCUCUACCUGUAAACAAUAAAAAAUAAUCUCACUGUUGAAAGAUGGAUUACAUUGUACAACGGUUAUGUACAAUUUCCGCA